Molecule: messenger RNA, 11586 nt
Organism: Pongo pygmaeus (Bornean orangutan)
Lineage: Eukaryota; Metazoa; Chordata; Mammalia; Primates; Hominidae
Gene: KCNQ3
Product: potassium voltage-gated channel subfamily Q member 3
Exons: 15
Coding region: 569-3187 (872 amino acids)
Biological process (GO): potassium ion transmembrane transport
Cellular component (GO): membrane; voltage-gated potassium channel complex
Molecular function (GO): voltage-gated potassium channel activity
Source: RefSeq, a predicted model, not a curated record
GGCGUGCGCUCGGCCCGCGGCGCGUUCGCUGCUGCUGCUGCUGCUGCCAGGCUGAGGCUGGAGCGGGCGGGGAGGGGCGCGGGUGGGAGCGCGGAGGAGGGAGGAGGCGGCGGCGGCGGCGCGUGUGGCUGGCGGGCGGGAGGGCGGCUGGCACCGGGCUUGUAAAUAAACUGCGAUGCUGUCUCGGGCUCGCCGGCCUGGGUGCCGCCGCCGCCGCCGCCGCCCCGGAGCGCGGGUUUCAGGCUCCCGCCGCCGCGCGCCCUAGCGCCUCCGCGCCAGCCUCGCGCUCCCUCCCAGCUUCUCCGCAGCCCCCGGCCCGCGACCCUCGGGGUCCUGCGGCUGACCCGCGCGGGAUGUGACCCCCUGACCCCCUGCCCGGCCUCCCCUGCCCCCCAGGGGGCCCGCCUUUGCCUGCUUUUGGGGGGGUGGGUGGGGAGGGGCGCGCGGAUCAUGGCAUUGGAGUUCCCGGGCUUGCAGCCGCCGCCGCCGCCUCGUUCACGCACCCCGAGCGCCCCUUCUUCCCAGAGCAGCAUCGGAGAAGGCGAAGCGGCCGGCGGGGGCGAGGCAGAUGGGGCUCAAGGCGCGCAGGGCGGCGGGGGCGGCUGGCGGCGGCGGCGACGGGGGCGGCGGAGGCGGCGGGGCCGCUAACCCAGCCGGGGGGGACGCGGCGGCGGCCGGCGACGAGGAGCGGAAAGUAGGGCUGGCGCCCGGCGACGUGGAGCAAGUCACCUUGGCGCUCGGGGCCGGAGCCGACAAAGACGGGACCCUGCUGCUGGAGGGCGGCGGCCGCGACGAGGGGCAGCGGAGGACCCCGCAGGGCAUUGGGCUCCUGGCCAAGACCCCGCUGAGCCGCCCAGUCAAGAGGAACAACGCCAAGUACCGGCGCAUCCAAACUUUGAUCUACGACGCCCUGGAGAGACCGCGGGGCUGGGCGCUGCUUUACCACGCACUGGUGUUCCUGAUUGUCCUGGGGUGCUUGAUCCUGGCUGUCCUGACCACAUUCAAGGAGUAUGAGACUGUCUCAGGAGACUGGCUUCUGUUACUGGAGACAUUUGCUAUUUUCAUCUUUGGAGCCGAGUUUGCUUUGAGGAUCUGGGCUGCUGGGUGUUGCUGCCGAUACAAAGGCUGGCGGGGCCGACUGAAGUUUGCCAGGAAGCCCCUGUGCAUGUUGGACAUCUUUGUGCUGAUUGCCUCUGUGCCAGUGGUUGCUGUGGGAAACCAAGGCAAUGUUCUGGCCACCUCCCUGCGAAGCCUGCGCUUCCUGCAGAUCCUGCGCAUGCUGCGGAUGGACCGGAGAGGCGGCACCUGGAAGCUUCUGGGCUCGGCCAUCUGUGCCCACAGCAAAGAACUCAUCACGGCCUGGUACAUCGGUUUCCUGACACUCAUCCUUUCUUCAUUUCUUGUCUACCUGGUUGAGAAAGAUGUCCCAGAGGUGGAUGCACAAGGAGAGGAGAUGAAAGAGGAGUUUGAGACCUAUGCAGAUGCCCUGUGGUGGGGCCUGAUCACACUGGCCACCAUUGGCUAUGGAGACAAGACACCCAAAACGUGGGAAGGCCGUCUGAUUGCUGCCACCUUUUCCUUAAUUGGCGUCUCCUUUUUUGCCCUUCCAGCGGGCAUCCUGGGGUCCGGGCUGGCCCUCAAGGUGCAGGAGCAACACCGUCAGAAGCACUUUGAGAAAAGGAGGAAGCCAGCUGCUGAGCUAAUUCAGGCUGCCUGGAGGUAUUAUGCUACCAACCCCAACAGGAUUGACCUGGUGGCGACGUGGAGAUUUUAUGAAUCAGUCGUCUCUUUUCCUUUCUUCAGGAAAGAACAGCUGGAGGCAGCAUCCAGCCAAAAGCUGGGUCUCUUGGAUCGGGUUCGCCUUUCUAAUCCUCGUGGUAGCAAUACUAAAGGAAAGCUAUUUACCCCUCUGAAUGUAGAUGCCAUAGAAGAAAGUCCUUCUAAAGAACCAAAGCCUGUUGGCUUAAACAAUAAAGAGCGUUUCCGCACGGCCUUCCGCAUGAAAGCCUACGCUUUCUGGCAGAGUUCUGAAGAUGCCGGGACAGGCGACCCCAUGGCGGAAGACAGGGGCUAUGGGAAUGACUUCCCUGUCGAAGACAUGAUCCCCACCCUGAAGGCCGCCAUCCGAGCCGUCAGAAUUCUACAAUUCCGUCUCUAUAAAAAAAAAUUCAAGGAGACUUUGAGGCCUUAUGACGUGAAGGAUGUGAUUGAGCAGUAUUCUGCCGGGCAUCUCGACAUGCUUUCCAGGAUAAAGUACCUUCAGACAAGAAUAGAUAUGAUUUUCACCCCUGGACCUCCCUCCACGCCAAAACACAAGAAGUCUCAGAAAGGGUCAGCAUUCACCUUCCCAUCCCAGCAAUCUCCCAGGAAUGAACCAUAUGUAGCCAGACCAUCCACAUCAGAAAUCGAAGACCAAAGCAUGAUGGGGAAGUUUGUUAAAGUUGAAAGACAGGUUCAGGACAUGGGGAAGAAGCUGGACUUCCUCGUGGAUAUGCACAUGCAACACAUGGAACGGUUGCAGGUGCAAGUCACGGAGUAUUACCCAACCAAGGGCACCUCCUCGCCAGCUGAAGCAGAGAAGAAAGAGGAAAACAGGUAUUCCGAUUUGAAAACCAUCAUCUGCAACUAUUCUGAGACAGGCCCCCCGGAACCACCCUACAGCUUCCACCAGGUGCCCAUUGACAAAGUCAGCCCCUAUGGGUUUUUUGCACAUGACCCUGUGAACCUGCCCCGAGGGGGACCCAGUUCUGGAAAGGUUCAGGCAACUCCUCCUUCCUCGGCAACAACGUUUGUGGAGAGGCCCACAGUCCUGCCUAUCUUGACUCUUCUCGACUCCCGAGUGAGCUGCCACUCCCAGGCUGACCUGCAGGGCCCCUACUCGGACCGAAUCUCCCCUCGGCAGAGACGUAGCAUCACGCGAGACAGCGACACACCUCUGUCCCUGAUGUCGGUCAACCACGAGGAGCUGGAGAGGUCUCCGAGUGGCUUCAGCAUCUCCCAGGACAGAGAUGAUUAUGUGUUUGGCCCCAAUGGGGGGUCGAGCUGGAUGAGGGAGAAGCGGUACCUCGCCGAGGGUGAGACGGACACAGACACUGACCCCUUCACGCCCAGCGGCUCCAUGCCUCUGUCGUCCACAGGGGAUGGGAUUUCUGAUUCAGUAUGGACACCUUCCAACAAGCCCACUUAAAAGAGGUCACUGGCUGACCCUUCCUUGUAAUGUAGACAGACUUUGUAUAGUUCACUUACUCUCACACCCGACGCUUACCAGCGGGGACACCAAUGGCUGCAUCAAAUGCAUGUGUGUGCGUGGUGGCCCCACCCAGGCAGGGGCUUCCUACAGCCUCUUCCUCCCCAUGUCACCACAACAAAGUGCUUCCUUUUCAGCAUGGUUUGCAUGACUUUACACUAUAUAAAUGGUUCCGCUAAUCUCUUCUAGGAUACACAUUUAUCUGCCGUUCUUACUUUUAAUCACGAUUGGACCAGUACAGGGAGAAAUUACUGAUGAGCCAUGCUAUUUGUCUGUUUGGUUGGCUGGUUUGGGUUUUGGUUUGGUAAGCAAAGAAAGUAGUUUAAGUUAUUUCUAGGAUCACUGCCCUCUUGUGUAAAACGCUCCAGCAAUUAACUGUUUUUGAAAGCAAGGAAAUAAUUUUCCCAACAAAACCACAUUGUGUAUCAGUGGGGCUGCCUACUAAGCUAACAUUAGGAAAGGAACAAGAUAGUCAUUGUGUCUCUAAAACAAAGAAUUUAAAGAAAUACUUAAGGCAAAACCUUUUAAAAGCUCUCAAAAAGACCUCAUGUGGUCUGAUGUUAUUUAGUAUCAUGCCUCAGUUUCCUUAUCUGUAAAAAGUUGUGGUAAUCCCAAGUGUAACAUUUCUGAUGAGUUAUGAAUUGGCAGGGAGAAAACACACACACACACACACACACACACACACACAAAGUUAAAAUAGUUUCCAAUUUAUGUAGCCAAGGACAAUGGAAUUUAUCAGAAGUGAAGUGCCCCUCUGGGCAGGAGCUAAGUUCAGUGCCUUUCAAAUGAAGUUCCAACUCCCAUUUCUUCCCAUGAUACUGAAGUACAAAAUAUCCAUCUAAAAUAGAAAUUAAAGUCAAGAAGGCACACAGAAAUUACCUAGUCCAAGGACUUCCUUUUAUAAACGAAGAAUCUUAGGCUCAGGUAAAGUGACACACCCAGAGUCACUCAGUUGUCCCAUAGAGAACCAGGACUCAAAAGUCAGGUCUGCUCACCCUCCCCGCCCUUGUUUCCCCUCACCACACCACUCUUCCAUUUACAUAAUGCAUCCUAGUGAUUGUGUCAAGAUAUAUGAUUUUGUGUAGCGUGGAAAGCACUCAGUUUAUCCAGCAGGAGGGGGAUUUCCACUUUUAUUGCAAAACAUGCUUGCUUGAUGCAAUGCGUUUUAGAUCUAGAAAAAAAUAAUACAAGCAAGCUACAUUUAUGGAUGUGCAAACAGGCAAAAUUUCCGGAACCAUCCAAUUUUACUUUUCCAAAUUUAUGGAUUUUUAAAAUGAAAAUACUAAAACCAUAUGUAACCAUAAGACAAGCUAAAAUUUAAGCAGACAGCCUGGGAAGCACUGCCCUACUGUACAGGUGUGAUAUUAAGCACAAGCCAUCCUCUGGCCUCUUAUGAGAUGUUGUUAUGCUCUGAAAAACUUUGAUGGAAAAGGUUUCUGUUAGGCUUAGACUGAAUUAGCUAAAUGACCACACCACAGUAUUAUUGUAUCACUCUUCUCACACACCUAGGCACUGGUUGUGGAUAGUUGCCAUGGUGACAAUCAAGAUAAGCCAGCUGACCUAAACAAAUGUCUGUAUGCAGCUGACACUGCUAUUCUCCCUCACAGUCUUGUCAAGAGCCACAGUAGCUAUGGCAGACGUUUGGUUGAUGGUUUCAUCAUUUCCUAAUACAAGAGUCUGGCAGUAUGUUGGAGACAGGAAUCACUUCCUCAGAGAUAGGUUCCUUUCAACUCACAUGUCAACAGUUACUGUACAAAAAGCUCAGAAUACAGUAAUGAUUAGAGCUUGACCCCUGACUUUAGGAACUUAGAACCAAAGCCCGAAGUCCCAGGCCAAGUGCAGACAUUGUGAGUGGCAGAAGGGUGUUUUUUAUUGAGAGCCCCACAAAUGGAUGGGUGUAGAUCUUGAAGUCUGAGAUGGGAAAUACACCAGAAUGCUCAAUGCAUCAGACAUGAAGCCCGUGCCCUAUGGGUUUCCAUUUGACUUGCUGGCAAUCUGAAGGACAAAGGGCAUGGGUUAUUUGGGCCUUUUCCCCACUCCUUCAAUAUGGCUGAAAGUGCCACUGGGGAUUACAACCUAAGAAACCCUAUGCCUCUUCCUGAGGGCUUGAUUAUUGAAUCCUGAUCUUCCUGGAAUCUUUCACUUGAGAUGAUCACCUGCCUAACAGCCAACAUGUUACUAUGCUCUUCUUUAUGUACACGAGUUACUGGAAACCAACAAUAAAGGAGAGUGACUCAUACUCUCCACAGAUGCGCCAGUUAAUUUUUUUAACUUAUUAAUAUUCUUGAAGAAUUUACUAUCUUAAGUAUUUUACAAAUAGAUGCAUUUUCCAGCAACUCAAUGGAAUUCUAGCUUAAAGUAUUUACCAUUGAUCCAAAAUUGGAGGAACUACCUUAGGUUCUUUCAAUAACCUAGGGUUAUUGAAAGGGUUGGAGCUUGUAUUAUUUCCUAAACCAUAGGCAGGCGGUCUAGCUUCCCUGCUGGGUCAUAAGACCAGGACAGCAGAGAUUGGGUUUGUAUUGAUCAGUAGUAGGGAAGUAUUGAUCAUCUAACAUCUAGUAAGUUGUCUUUAUCAGUAUAGACAUAGACAAAAUACAUGUUUUAUGAAUGAAUAAAUAAUAAGUACCUUAAGAGCUGUUUUUUCCCCAUUUAAGAAAACAAAAAGGAAAAGAGAAAAAUGAUCUUCUGGAAUAACUCUGCUUUGAUAUUCUCCUUUUGUUCCCCAAAAAAUACAUUCCAGAAAGGCAAACCAAACCUGCUCAAGUUGCCUACGCAUAGACAAUCGCAACAACAUGGCUCACAGUGAGCAAGCAGAAAUUCAGGGUCUGGAAUUGAAUGUGAGUUAUGGGAAGAAACAGUGUGUGCUUUCACAAAGAUCCUUUCGUCAGACAAAGGAACAGCGUGAUAAUCCAAUGGAACUGGUUAACAACAUGACCCAAGAUGACAUGACCACAGAUAUACUAGUCGUUCUGAAACUUGCCCAAGAAAUUGCAAUCAUUUCAGCAGAACUCCAUGAAAUAUUGACAAAUUAAUUCCAUCCUCAAACUAGGAAUGAUAUUAUCAGGUAAAACUCUGAUCCCAUGUAUGUAUUUGGUCUUUCCGGGUCACAAUGUGACAUGAAAAAUUUUAAAGGUCAUAUUUUAGCAAGAUCAAAAUGAAUGAGAUAAAUCAACUUCACAAAUGUUAGGCGAAACAUGGUCCUACUGAGCUGAGAAAGAAGUACUUGAGAUCAAGUUUGAGUUUUGACUAUCAAAUGUCAGCACAAAAGCAAAUAUCAAAAGCUUAAGAAAAAAUUUAUUUCAAGAAAAGAAAAACACAUCAAAGUGAGAAAGUGCUAUUGAAUAACUUUGUUUUUAGAACUGGGAAUUUAGGCUUAUUAGACAUGACAUUGAUAUUACAAAGCCCUAGUUUUCAUGAAAACAUAACCAGAUAACCCCAAGGUGUAUAGGUUAAAAAUGAACUAAUUAAUCAAUGAUUAUGCUUCCUGUGUCUAUUUUGUGCAAGGUAGUUCCUAGACACUGUAGUUUAAAAGAAUAAUUUCCUGUAGAAAAACCUAAUAUAACAGGACCUACUCAUAAUUUGGCAAAAUCAUUCUCAUAAUUCCAUGCUACUGAAAUGGGGGUGUAAUAAAGAAAAAGUCAUUUGUUUAUUCAUUUAACAAGGUUUAUUAAGCACCAAUAUAUGCCCAGAACUGUGCAGUGCACUGGAAAUUCAGAGAUAAGAAAACCACAGUUUCUGCCAACAAAAUACUAGGAAUCUAGAGGUCUCAAAUAUCAGAGGUCCCUUCCAACUAUGUCUACCAGGAAAAUAAAAUACCUGAUUUCAUCCCUGCAAACAACUCUAUACAGACAGAAAUGCUUCCUAGCUUGGAAACUAUAGAAAAUUGAACAUGAAAAUGAGAGCAAAGAUUCUACAUCAAAAUGGCAAUGAUCCAAUCAGCCCAGUCAAGGCUGAGUGGGUUGAAUGGGGACUUCGAGUUUGGAUUCAAUGCUUUGAACUUCAUAGCUCCAGAGAAGCUGUGCAAAAAAAAGGGGAUUCUAGGGAAUCUGAGGAAGAUUGUUGGAGAAACCAGCUUUCUUCUCUCCUAAUCCCUACUAAGAUUGAGACCAGGCAAGGAGCUGAGCUACUUUCAUUUCAUCAUGUUGACCAAGAGAAGCUUAUGAUACAGACUAUGACACAGCACCUAUUUCAAGAGAAAGAUGUUACUUUACUUAUGGAAACCUGCAGAUCAAAUUCUCCUGGGGCAAGAGAAGAAAUUUGUUCAGCAGCCUAAGAAGUCAACUGUACUUUGGACAGUGCUGCCAAACACACCCCAGGAUUCUCCCGCCCCUGUGCUUCCCCAGAAGAUGCCACAUAGCUGGUAUUUGGUUUUCAUGAAUAACCAAAGAUUCUUCUUUGCUUCCUGAACCCCAGGCAUCCUUAGGAAUUUGCUUCAUGUCCUCACUUGUCCUUGAAGGCUUGUUUUUCAGAAUGAACUUUUUAAGUCUAAAUUGUUUAUAUUCAAAUCAACCCAACGCUAUUGUUGCUGAUAUUAUACCAUUCCAAACUGAGCCAACUGGCCCCUAAACAAGCCAGCAGGCAGCCCCUCACUAAUGCCCAGUUUAGAACAUGUUAGGACCAGGCUAUCUGCAUAGCUUUAGUGGUUUUAGAAGCCAGUAAUGGCAGUGUAAGUAAAAGAGACAGGAAUCAUACAGAGAUGACCUGGAAGAAAAUUUGAGUUUCAGCACAUUCAAAAGCAUUUGACUUUUCUGCCAUGUUUUGAUUUUCAAGUGAGACAAUCAAUGUACACACAAAACACCUAGUACAAUGACUGACGCAUACUAGGGACUAUUAUUUAUGUUAUUUUUUACGGUAUGCAUGGACUUCAUUGUCUCAGUCUUUGAUGUUGCUUAUGAACUCUAAAUUUACACCAAAUUCUUUUUUCAGAAAAAAGAAUGGUGGAGAUACAAUCUUAAUUAUUAAAUCAAAUGCUUUCAUAAUUGCUUUUUAAAUAACUACAUCUCUGCAAAUAAAAAUGCUUACUCUUGUCUACCACAAUAAAGAAGAGUAGGAAUAUUGGAAUGAAGAGAGGCAGGAAUGUUGGAUCUCAGUGGCUGAGUUGUGGCAAUUCCAUUGGACAUAUAGUACCAGAUGUUGCACCAUCUGGAUGAUGUGUAGGAGAUAAAGCCAAGUAGCAAGAAUAAAGAACUCAUGAUUUCCCAAGGAAAGUCAACUGUGCAUGGUGGCUAUCAGACAACACCCUAGCAAUGAAUGGGGGAACUUGCAGAAGAAAGAGUUAAUGCUUGCUUAAACCUUCCCUGGGGAGAUUUGUUCCCAGGCUUUCAUGGCUUUAACCUCAGCAACCCUGUAAGAAAAUUGUGAUUCAUAUUUUGAUUUGUUAUCAUAGAUGCAAAGAGACAUAAUUUCAUGGAUUCUAAGAUACACAGAGCAAGAAGAGAUUUUGAUCACCCAGAACAACCACCUGUCUUUUUAGAUUAAGAAGCAGAAGCUCAGAGCAAAGAACAUCACACCAUGUCCCUCAGUGAUUGAAGAAGUGAUUGAGUCACAGAAUAAAUCUGGAACUCAGGUCUUCUGAUCCUUGCUCCAGAUGUUAGAGACAAAACUAAAAAUAAAAUAGCAAGUGAAAUCAAAGCAUCACUAUUGAGCCCAGAACAUGAAUAAGAACUUCCUGGCCCACUUGAGAAACUGUUAAACCAGACAUACCUUUGGGGACUUCUUCCCUUCUCUGGAAUAAGAUUGAUGUUUCCAUGCUGUGAAAGAUGAUGAUGUUCCUUCUCCCAGAUUCCUGCUGUCUUCAAAAGGCCUAGCAAAAACCACUGCUGCUGGGUGCAGUUGAGAAAGGGAAUGAAGAAGAACAAUCCCAUGGCCAUGCAGGCACUCCUCCCCUCCACCUCUCUGCCCUCCACCCCUCUGCCCUCUCCUACCUUGUUCCUUCUUGGUCCUGGCAUGUUUGGACCGGUUCACCUUUUUGGCCCAUCACUUGGACUCAUUCAGCUCCAGAGUCAUGCCUUAGAUUGCAUCCUCAUCUAUAGGCCAAUUAAACAGGGUUUCUCCUUGAUAAAUCCCUAUGGUUUUGAUUUUAGGAAGUCAGGCAUGAUUUCUCUUGGGAUCUAUAUGACCCAAAGUGGCCAGUUUUACCAAAGGUGUCCCUUUGCACUGGGAUCUCUGGGUCUCAUUUGAACACAGCUUGGGUCCUCUUGCCUUGUCCCAGAGAAUCCCCAUGUUGUCAGGCCAUAAGCAGAUACUCUAGGGCCUUCACCAAAAGCUACAAAGAAGCAAACAGGACUCAACUUAGGACAUCUUAUGGUUAUGUAACUAGGAGAUUAUUUUAGGAAGUAAACAGGCAUCUGUUGGCUCAAAUGAACAUCUUCAUUGUUAGUUUCCACUUACAUUGUUCUCGGGAUAAAUCUGCCAGAAUUUGGCAGGGCUCCCAGCAGUCCUUGUGAAUCCCUGUGGUAGGAUGUUUCAGUUCUCCUGAGUCAGGCUGAAGUGUAAGCUCCUAAGAGAUAUUCAGAAAGAAGGAUGGUCAAGUUCUAGAACAACAAUAGUUGGCCCAGUAAUUUUAAAGAUUGUCAUUCUACCUAAGCCUUCAUCCUCCAGAUAGCACUGUUAGGGGCUUAAAAUAAGCUUCAAGGGAAAUAAUGAAUUUCUUUGACACAGCCAAAAAUGGGCUGUAUAUAAGAAUAACUUGAGAAUGACUUACAAUUAGGUAGUCAAAAGCCCAGCUCAGUGCUCAGGAAUGUAUUUGUAAUUCCUCUUAGACUUGUCGAAUGGACUGCAACUUGAUACCUAAGAGUAAUAAAAAAUGAGAGCAUAUUUUAUUUUAAUGUUCCCUUCUCUUCCUCUGCCCACAAAAACGAGGUCAGGGAAGGGGAGAGAAACUUAUCCUAAGCGCUCCUUAUGAGUUGCCUGUGACAUGAUAGCUCUCUCUAAAGUUCAUGCAAUCCUCAUUGCAACCCCAUGAGGGAGAUGUUAUUGUCUCCAUCUUAUAGAUGAGGAAACUGAAGACAAGACCUUGUCAAAGGUCACACAUUGUAAGAAGUAGAGCUGCAUAUUUAACCAAAGCCCGUGUACCUGGAAAGCCCAUUCUCCCUCCCUCUUCUUCCUCUCAAAUCAGGCCCUAGCUCCUCCACAAUGCUUCGGCCUUCUACAUUCACUCAGCUUUGCAGUAAAAUGAUCACAGACCCAUGAGUUCCCUGGAGAGUAGAGUGAUGCCUGGGUCAGCUGUUCCUCUUGUCUGUUCAGCAGAUCCUUUGAGUGGCUUCACAAUCCAGCUGUCAGUGGCAGAAAAUAAUGCCUCAUAAAUUAUUCACCUGGUUCACAUUGGAAUCCAUUAGCUCUUGGGGCUUGGUGUGGCUGCAGAUCAUCCACAAGUGCCCCUUGUUCUCUGCCCCCAAGGAGCUCCUGUCAUUGUUUUUAACCAAACAAGUUCAAAUAUCUCCAUGUCUCUGCUGACUCUGGUCUUUUGUCUCUAGACUGUACCUUUAUUUCUGAGCUCUGAAAUUCUGCAGAAACAGGUGAGUCUAUAAAAACAUUCUGUGGGAGGCCAAAAGCUCAGAACAGUUGUGUCUCUCUUUCUGAGUAUUAAAAGAUCAAGGUUUCCCAUGGAAGCCAACCUGAUCUGGUAAUUGGGCCCUUCUAUACCCCUCUGAAUACUUUUCCAAGGAGAGGGCAUUUCCCACCCCCAUAGUUCCCCUGAGGGUUAAGAGUCCAGGUGGUGGCCAAGUUGCAAGAUUUGGGGCAGCCAUUUUGCCAAGGAUCAGAGAUGCGCUGUCGGAGAGGUGAAAUCGGCUCUGUCCCAUCCUGAAAAAUCAACUUAGAAAGACAGGUGGACUUCAUGAGAUUUGUCAGUCCUUCGUUGUUUUAAAGAGAAAAAUGAUCUCUGCCUUGCUUCAGAUAGGAUAUGGCUAUUUUUUUUCCUUCUUUUUCUAAUGUAGCAGUGAUGGAAAACACCAGUCUUUGAAGAACAAAUGGAGGUUCCCAGUGACAUGAAUCCAUUAUAUUUGAUUUUGGAUUGUAUUUUUUAACCCCUUUUUAUGGCAUAGAAUUCUGGUGCCUUGCUCCCUGGGUUUGUCUCUGUGCUAUGAGUAGGCUUUCUUCACAUUCUGGCUUACAGGGGAACACAACUAUUCCACAAGUGGCCUUUAGUGCUCUUUAUAAUAUGAUUUCCUGUAAUUUUUAAACUGUAUGUGUAAUUUAUAUUCUGGCUCUGUCCGAUAUUUGAACAACUUUAAUAGGUUGAUUUCCAUAUAUAUUAUGCAAAUAAUUCUUACCUGAUUUUUUAUGUUCUAUCUUAAAUAAAUACUGCACCACUUAUUAAUAAAUAGACAUUUCAGUGA